GCCGCCGCUGCUCUCCUCCCUCUCUCCUUCCCUCCCGCCGCGCCCCGCGGCCCCGCGCCCGCCAUGUCGGCCCAGGCGCAGAUGCGGGCCCUGCUGGACCAGCUGAUGGGCACGGCCCGGGACGGUUCAGUGUAUCUUUGCCUGCCUACAUCAAUCUGCAAGGGAGUUGCAGAAAAGCCUCAUGUUCAUCGAGCCGAGAUGAAACCAGGCAAAGGGUGAAGUUUACAGACGAUCGUGUCUGCAAGAGCCACCUCCUGGAUUGCUGUCCUCAUGAUAUCCUGGCAGGAACAAGAAUGGACCUGGGAGAGUGUACAAAGAUCCAUGACUUGGCACUGAGAGCAGAUUAUGAGAUUGCAAGUAAAGAGAGAGAUCUGUUUUUUGAGCUGGAUGCUAUGGAUCACCUGGAAUCCUUCAUUGCGGAGUGUGACAGGAGAACAGAACUGGCCAAAAAGCGCCUGGCUGAGACACAGGAAGAGAUCAGUGCUGAAGUGUCUGCGAAGGCAGAGAAGGUGCAUGAACUGAAUGAAGACAUUGGAAAACUCCUAGCUAAAGCUGAACAGCUGGGAGCUGAAGGGAAUGUUGAUGAGUCUCAGAAGAUCCUGAUGGAAGUGGAAAAAGUCCGAGCAAAAAAGAAAGAGGCAGAGGAAGAAUACCGAAAUUCAAUGCCUGCAUCCAGCUUCCAACAGCAAAAGCUGCGUGUGUGUGAAGUCUGUUCAGCAUAUCUUGGUCUCCAUGACAACGACCGGCGUCUUGCUGACCACUUUGGAGGCAAAUUACACUUGGGUUUCAUCCAGAUUCGUGAGAAACUGGAUCAGCUGAGGAAAACAGUGGCAGAAAAGCAAGAGAAGAGAAACCAGGAUCGUUUGAGACGGAGAGAAGAGAGGGAACGAGAGGAGAGGAUGGGCAGGAGGUCUGGAUCGAGAAAUAGAGAUCGUCGAAGAUCCCGGUCUCGGGACAGGAGGCGAAGGCGCUCGAGGUCGGCGUCCCGUGAGCGGCGGAAGUCCCGCUCCAGGUCCCGAGACCGACACAGGCGCCACCGGAGCCGCUCCCGCAGCCACAGCAGAGGCCACCGCCGGGGCUCCAGAGACAGGAGUUCCAAACACAAAUCUUCUAGGGAUCGAUCUUCAAGAGAGAAGUCACGAGACAGAGAGAGGAAAGAGAAGAGCUCUUCUGAGAGGCGGCACGAGAGCACAAAUGGCAAAUCUCGUUCCAAGAGAUCAGAGGAGAGAGAAGCUGGCGAGAUCUGAACUCAAACGAUCGGUGUUGCACUGUAAAUAGUCCGAUAAACAUUCUACACAAAGCCUAAACUUCCCAUUUAUAUUUACUGAAUACGACUCAUCUUUUGUAGUUUGGAAUUUUUAUUGUUUGGCAGAUAGCUGUGAGUUUGUAGAGACACCCAGUCCCGUACUGUUUAACAGGAUUUUGUUUUAGUAGGAAUCAAUAAACCUGACGGCUCGUUUUCAAUCCA
Phasianus colchicus (ring-necked pheasant) is the source of this 1468-nucleotide messenger RNA. It is a transcript of the gene LUC7L, whose product is annotated as LUC7 like. The record is from RefSeq and is a predicted model, not a curated record. Gene Ontology annotation, biological process: mRNA splice site recognition. Lineage: Eukaryota; Metazoa; Chordata; Aves; Galliformes; Phasianidae. Gene Ontology annotation, cellular component: U1 snRNP. Gene Ontology annotation, molecular function: mRNA binding.